AAAGUCUUUUCCGUUUUCUCGAAAAAAAAAAUAGUUCCUUGCUACAAUGCCGAGUACGGAUGCACCGUGAAGGUGACCUACUACCAGAAAGAAGAACAUGAGAAGGCAUGCCAGAAUGCCCCAUGCUUCUGCCCAGAGUCUGGUUGUGGCUUCGCUGGACCAAUACAGGUGCUCCUGGACCAUUUCACCACCGAGCACAAGUGUCCAUUGACAGUCCUCCCAGACUCUGCCACAACAUCUCUCCGUUUACAACUGGGCUUAAAUGUUCUGCAAUGCACCGAGACCAGCUACUUUUUCUUGCUCAGCAUGGCAUUAGAGCCUUUUGGACAUGCCAUCUCAGUCGUCUGCGUCCAACCAAACGUUAUAGAACCCAAAUUCUCAUGUACUAUGGACUACAACUGCAUGACAACGGGCUAUUGUGAAAGUACAAGUUGCCACAUAAGAAGCUCUUCGCUCUCUGAUGGGCUACCGACAGAGUAUGAUUUGAUAAUUCCCAAGGGAAAGAUUUCUGAUGAUCGAGAAGGCAUCAUGCUCACAACCACCAUUCAUCAACCUUUGAGAUUCAGCAGAUCCCGUCUUCGAGGAAAGGAUGCGACUCAACCUUUGAGAUUCAGCAGAUCCCGUCUUCUAGGAAAGGAUGCGACUCCUGCUUCUGAGACUGAUGAUGAGGAUAAUGUACCUUUACCUUUAACUUUGAGCUUUGGGUCUGAUGAUGCUGCCAGCGUCAUAGUUUAUGAGGAAGUCAGCCUCCUGGUGAUGCAUCUUCCAAGGGCUCUCCUGGUUGCUGUCUGCCUGAGAUCCAAAAUGAAAUAUUUUCCUGAAUCGUGCUGUGCCCAAUUAGAUGUUUGA
This is a messenger RNA of Lolium perenne, 849 nucleotides long. The record is from RefSeq and is a predicted model, not a curated record. Lineage: Eukaryota; Viridiplantae; Streptophyta; Magnoliopsida; Poales; Poaceae.